Messenger RNA from Loxodonta africana (African savanna elephant), 3208 nucleotides. It is a transcript of the gene LYPD8, whose product is annotated as LY6/PLAUR domain containing 8. NCBI's taxonomy places the organism in Eukaryota, Metazoa, Chordata, Mammalia, Proboscidea, Elephantidae. The record is from RefSeq and is a predicted model, not a curated record. Gene Ontology annotation, biological process: defense response to Gram-negative bacterium. The transcript is spliced from 4 exons.
CCAGGGAUAUCAUUGCUGAUGUCAGAUGGAUCCUGGCUGAAAGCAGAGAAUACCAGAAGGAUGCUUACUUGUGUUUUAUUGAUUAUGCAAAGGCAUUUGACUGUGUGGAUCAUAACAAAUUAUGGAUAACACUGCGAAGAAUGGGAAUUCCAGAACACUUAAUUGUGCUCGUGAGGAACCUUUACAUAGAUCAAGAGGCAGUUGUUCAGACAGAACAAGGGGAUACUGAUUGGUUUAAAGUCAGGAAAGAUGUGUGUCAGGGUUGUAUUCUUUCACCAUUUAAUCUGUAUGCUGAACAAAUAAUCCGAGAAGCUGGACUCCAUGAAGAACAGGGGAUCAGGAUUGGAGGAAGACUCAUUAACAACCUGCAUUAUGCAGAUGACACAACUCUUCUUGCUGAAAGUGAAGAGGACUUGAAGCACUUACUAAUGAAGAUCAAAGACCACAGCCUUCAGUAUGGAUUGCACCUCAGCAUAAAGAAAAAUCCUCAGAACUGGACCAAUGAGCAACAUCAUGAUAAGUAGAGAAAAGAUUGAAGUUGUCAAGGAUUUCAUUUCACUUGGAUCCACAAUCAACAAUCAUGGAAGCAGCAGUCAAGAAAUCAAAAGACGCAUUGCAUUGGGUAAAUCUUCUGCAAAGGACCUCUUUAAAGUGUUGAAGAGCAAAGAUGUCAGCCUGAAGACUAAGGUGCGCCUGACCCAAGCCAUGGUAUUUUCAAUCACAUCAUAUGCAUGUGAAAGCUGGACAAUGAAUAAGGAAGACUGAAGAAGAGUUGAAGCCUUUGAAUUGUGGUGCUGGUGAAGAAUAUUGAAUAGACCAUGGACUGCCAAAAGAAUGAACAAAUCUGUCUUGGAAGAAGUGCAAUCAGAAUGCUCCUUAGAGACAAGGAUGGCGAGACUGCGUCUUACAUACUUUGGACAUGUUGUCAGGAGGGAUCAGUCCCUGGAGAAGGACAUCAUGCUUGGCAGAGUACAGGGUCAGUGGAAAAGAGGGAGACUCUCAAUGAGGUGGAUUGACACAGUGGCUGCAACAAUGAGCUCAAGCAUAACAACGAUUGUAAGGAUGGCGCAGGACCGGGCAGUGUUUCGUUCUGUUGUGCAUAGGGUCGCUAUGAGUCAGAACCGACUCGACAGCACCUGACAACAACUACAACCCACUUAAAGUGCCCAGGACAGAGUAAACACUUUAUCAGUGUCAACCUUGUUAUUACUGGUGGCACUGAGAGGUGAGAGAACCCUUAAGUAUAUAAUGUGAAUACUGUGAGAUACAUGCCACAGGAUGGGCAUCUUGCUCUGGGAGAGAAGACAAGGGGGCAGAACCCAAUUCCACUCUUUCUUCUUGAGUUGCAACCCCGGUGUGGCUGGUGAUUUGUCAGCCUGCCAACUUUGUACAGGAAGUGGCUCCACAGGAAAUGCCCCUGGGCUGUGCUUCAUAUCUGUGUAGCUGCUUCUGCAGGCAUUUGAGAUUAUGAAAAUCUGGCUGGUAGGAGGACUGACUGGAGGGGGCUUGGUCACUCAGUGGUAGAAUUCUCCCCUUCUAUAUGGGAGUCCCAAGGUCAAUUUCCAACCAAUGCACUUCAUAAGCAAGCAACACCUGUCAAUUUGUGGAGGCUUGCAUGUUGCUGUGAUGCUUAACAGGUUUCAGCAGAGCUUCCAGAUUAAGGUGGACUAGGAAGAAAGACCUGGUGAUGAAUAUCUGAAACACAGCCAGUUAAAACCUAUGGGUCACAAUGGUCUGAUCCACAACUGAUCAUGUGCUUCACAGCUAAGGAUUCUGAACUUCUGUCACAAGUACUGAUUAAGCACUGGGAUUGUCCCAGUGUGAUUAAAACUCCUUGGUGAUGGCAUGCCCCAGGGCUGUCUCCUUUGUGUCUCCUUAGGCUAGAGGCUCUGUAUGUGACUACCAUCUUCAAGAGAAGCCAUCUCCAACACCAUGAAGGGAAUCUUUGUUGCCGGUAUCAUUGCCGUACUCACCAUUGUGGCUGUAGGUGAGAGAGGCCACAUGAUCCCAUUUCGGGGCCCUUAUUCACCUUUCCUGAGUCUUCUUGCCUCUCAUGUCAUGGUGUGGUCAAUGGAGAACACGAGAUCCUUCUGUGUAGACUACUCCUCAGCAGAACCUCUCCAAGGGUCAAAGUUCAGUCUCUUCACUGGAGAAUGGUGGUGUAGGAAGCGACAAGAAGGAUGUUUUGUCUCCCCAGAGUCUCUGAGGUGUAUGCAGUGCAAUUCAUUGACCAACUAUUGUAACAACAGCAUUGUCUCUUCAUGUCCCAGAGAUGCCAACAUCAGCUGUACCAGCUUCUUGGUGAACUCCAAUCUAGGAAACCCUCUCCAGUGUUUCCAAAAUCAUAUUGAGCUGAGGUUGCUUUUUUUGCCCUUGCCUGAAAGAGUUGCUGUCAGGGUCCCAGUCCUCUCUAUAGCCUCUCCUCACCUGAGGUUGACAGUCUGUGUUUGGAUUUGCAUGGGGGGAUCCGUUGAAUUGUACCUGGAUACGUCUUCCUCUGUGGAGGAGUGCAGUGAGGAGGAGAAAGUGGUCGCAGCCUUCACUGUCCACGUGUCUGACAGAGAGUACGUCCAUUUUGCAAGCCAGUGCUGCCGAGGAAGAACACUGCAACGCCAAAGAUGCUUCUGGUGGGUGCUGGCUGUGCUAUCAUCUUUCUCUUCGUGCUCCUGGCCUUCCUUUCUCACCUGUGCUCUUCACCUUUGGGAAGACAUCACACAUCCAGGCAGCUGCAGGUGGGGAAAGAAGGUACUAGUAAGAGGAGAAGGGGCAAGUGGAGGGAACGAAGUGAGGGUGGCUGCCAGGAGCCUCACUCUCUCCUUUGCAUUCACAGACGCUGGCUUUGAAACACUUGUGCUGAAAGACUGUUCAAACGUCAAUGACUCCACCUGUCGAUUCCUGUCCGCUUCAAACCAGAUAGUUGGAAGGAUUUUCUUUUAGAAGUUUAAGUGUACAGACAACUCUACCACCUCAACUCCUAUCCCUUCCCUGUCCACCCCUAAUGCUUCUUCAGCCACCAUCCCACACCGACCCACCAUGCCUAACUCCUCCCAGACCACCAAAGCCAGCACAGGCUCUAAAGUCUCUCUCGCCCCCUUGGCCCUUGCCAACCUCCUCCUGGUAGGGCUCCUGCUCUGAGGCCCUGGAACUCAGCCUCUAGCCUCCUGUGUCUUCUGUCCCUGGAGCCACUCUAAGUGCUCCAUCAAUGGGA